Drosophila ficusphila is the source of this 7250-nucleotide messenger RNA. RefSeq names its product protein bunched, class 2/F/G isoform (gene Rbfox1). Gene Ontology annotation, cellular component: nucleus; cytoplasm. Gene Ontology annotation, biological process: regulation of alternative mRNA splicing, via spliceosome; nervous system development. The record is from RefSeq and is a predicted model, not a curated record. The transcript has 17 exons. Gene Ontology annotation, molecular function: mRNA binding. The coding region runs from base 851 to 3823 and encodes 990 amino acids. Lineage: Eukaryota; Metazoa; Arthropoda; Insecta; Diptera; Drosophilidae.
UCACGUGUGGACGGAAAAACUUUUGCUCAUCGCUUUUCGCCUCGCACUGGCAAGUCGCGUAAAAUUCUCGUGGAAAUAAAGGAAAGGAAAAACCUCAGAAUUUCUUACCCCUUCCCCCAGGGGAAAACCUCAAAUUCCUUGGACUAUCCGUAUCAAUCAUCGACUAAAGGCUUAGUCCUGUCUGUGAGUGUGUGCUUUUUGUGUGUUUGCCGUGUUUAGUUGUGCCGGCAUUAAUUAGCAGCUCUUCCUCUUUCAACCGCUGCUCUUGCGUGCGUUAGAUUAAUGAGGCAAAAGUGUUUUAUCGUGUCGUGCGUUAAAUAUUUAAUACAAUAUCAAAUAAAUGUUGCAUAAGCCGCCUGUCAUUUAGCAUCUUGUGCCAAAAAAGAAGAGAAGUGUGUGCUUUUACCACAAGUAAUUCGAACAGACACAAGCGGAUUCUGUUUCUACGAUUCGCAAACAAACAGAUCAAUUACCCAAACAUAAAAAAGAUAUGAGGUCGAAUCAAAACAGCUUAACAAACUGCUAAAAUCAAGAGCCACACGAACUUCACUACCGCCCACUUGUUGUUUACCGUUCGGAAAAUCACGUUGGCAUUUUGUAGUAGAGACACGUCCCACGGUCCACAACAAAAAUCAACAAGAGAAAGCACAAAAAUAACUGCGCUUCCCUACGAAAAAUCUAAUAAAAUUCGAUUAGACGCUAAAUUAGGCCCCAGGCUUAAAAAUACUUUACAAAUGUAAAAUCACAAAUAAUAACAUAAAGAUUGAUACAUUUACGUGAUAUAAACAAAGAAAAACUUAAAUACCUAAGAACAUAAAUAUCUUAAAAAAUUUAAUAAAAAUAACAACAAAUGUCUGCGUCGGCAGUUGAAGUCAAUGGAAAUGUUCCGCCAGUGGAGUUUCAUAUGAGAGAGCACAUGGUGCAGGCGGGCGUGGCGCCUUUUCCGGGCGCUCCGGCCGGCUAUGCCGCCGCACCGGGUACUGCAGCAGCAGCGGCUGUUGCAGCUGCCGCCGCCGCCCAACAGCAACAGCAGCAGGCGCAGCAACAACAGCAGCAGCAGCAGGCGGCCCAACAGCAACAGCAGCAACAACAACAGGUGACCGGCGGACCGCCCACAGCUGCCGACAGUUUGUCAAUGGCGGUUGCAGCGGCAGCGGCCAAACAACAAGCUGUCGAUCCAGUGGCACAAAUAAAAUCGAUCGGCGGCGUUGAGGCCGCAGGAUCUGCCAACAACAGCAGCAGCAGCAGCAACAACAACAACAACAGCAGCAGCAACACAGGUGGGGCGGCAGGAACGCCAGGAUCCGCCGGUGGAAUGACCGCAGAAUAUUCAACUGGCUGUGGGGGCGGUGGUGCAUCAUCGGCCAAUUCGGUGGUGGUGGCCACCAGUGUUUCCGACGUUGUCAAUGCCUCGCUGUACAUGCAACAGAAGACAAAUCUGUCAACACAAACACAGACACAGUACGAGUACGAGUACGAGUACAAUGGAGGAAGCAGCCUCGCAGAACCAAGAGUCCCAGGUCCCAUUCCGCAUCCACUGACAAAUGGACAUGCCAUGGACCAAGUGCAGCAGCCAACAGAACACCAGCAGCAUCUGCAAUCAUCGCUGCCCCCACAAAAUGUGCUCAGCAUAUCCACAGUAUUGAUCGCCAAUGAGGCAGCAGACACACAACAGAGCACCGCCAUGCCCAAUUCUGGGGGCGUAAAUACCGGCGGCGGUGGCGGUGGAGGCGGUGGCACGCCCAGUUCACCGCUCAGCAGCUCCCCGUCCAGCGCAACAGCCUCGCAGGCCGGCGGAUGCGGACUGACCCUCAACGGCAGCGCCACCGAAGGCACAAUGUCCGGGGAUACAUCGCCGGUGGCCAGCGGCGAACCGCUCCUGCAGACGCCGCCCACCACCCACCAGCAGCAGCAGCAGCAACAGCAACAACAGCAGCAACAGCAGCAGCAGCAACAACCACUUCUGUGCAGCAGUCCCACAUCGAUGCAAUCGGCGGGAACUUCAGUGACGGGCAGUUCGAUAGCAUCCGGCACAUUGGCGUCGACCAGCAGCAGUGGCGUUGGACUUCUGCCCACCACCGGAUUGGAUAGCAUUGCCAAUGGCGGAGCGGCCGGUUGUGCCUCUGUACCGGCCAGCACAUCGCAGGUGAUCGCCCACCUGAACGCAGCCGCCGCGGCGGCCAGCGGCAUCAUGUCGCCCACCGCGAACGUGGCCACUAGUCUCAGCAGCGCUCUAGUCCCAGCCCAGGCGGUACCGUCGGUGGCCGCCGCCGUUGCCGCCGCCGCCUCCCUCGAUGCCAAGAGCCAGCCGAAGCGGCUGCACGUCUCCAACAUACCGUUCCGCUUCCGGGAUCCCGAUCUGAGGGCCAUGUUCGGGCAAUUUGGCACCAUUCUUGAUGUGGAAAUCAUCUUCAACGAGCGCGGCAGCAAGGGAUUCGGUUUUGUAACAUUCGCUAACAGCAACGAUGCAGAACGAGCACGCGAACGUCUACACGGCACCGUGGUUGAGGGACGCAAAAUCGAGGUGAAUAACGCCACUGCACGUGUACAAACCAAAAAAGUGACAACAGUACCCAACGUUGUACUGACCAAAGAUGGUGCCAUACCGGCCCCAGCUCUAGUCUGCGUACAGUGGCCAGAAGCCGCCGUUGCCGCCGCAAUGCGUGGAGUGGCCAUCCAGCGCGGACACGUGGGCGUGGUCGGCGCCGCCCCCUACCAUCAUCCCCAUCAUCCGCAUCACCAUCCGGCGCUGCUGGCGGCCUCCGCCGCCGCCGCCCAACAGCAGCAGCAACGCCAGCUGGCCGCCGCCGCCGUGGCAACCGCAGCAGCCGCCCAACAGCAGCAGCAGCAACAGGCCGUUGUCGCCCAGCAGCAGCAGCAGCAGGUUGCUGUCGUCGCCCAGCAGCAGCAUCACCAGCAACAGCAGCAGCAGCAACAGCAGGCGGUGCAGCAGCAACAACAGCAGCAGCAGCAACACCAACAGCAACAGCAGCAGCAACAACAGCAACAUGCCGCCGUAGCCGCCGCCGCAGCUGCCGCUUCGCAUCCGCACAUGCAUGCCGCUCAUGCCCACGCCCUUGGUCCGCAGUUGGCGCAACUCCAGGCGGUCGCCGUGCCCACAGCAGCCAGCAAUGCUGCCGCGUUGCAACAAUCGUUGGCUGCCGCAGCUGCGGCCGCGGCUGCUGCCCAAAAUCCGAGCGGUAAUCCGAACGCUGCUGCCGCCGCCGCCGCCUAUGCCGCCCGUCUAUCGGCGGCCUCCGGUGCCACACAAUCAUCGCAAACGGCCGCUGCUGCUGCGGCUGCUGCUUCCAUGGCUGCGUCGGCCAAUGCGGCCAACAACGCGGCCGCUUUGCAUGGAUUCGCGCCUGUAUACUAUGAUCCCUUCUUAGCAGCCGCUGCUUCCGCUGAUCCAAAUCUACGCUUCCAGGCAGCCAAACCGGUCACUGAAGUUCCAGCCGCUCAGCCAGCCGCCAUAUUAAAUCGCCGCACUGUGACUACGCUAAACAGUAACCCACAUACGAUCAACCGCAUUCCGGUUCCACAGAAUGUUUUGGCCACUGCUCCGCUGUUAAAGACACCGCUGUCUCAGGCCCAGCAGCAGGCGUACGCCACGGCGGCCACCACCUACACGGCGGUAGCCGCUCGGGCCGCCUAUGGUGCCGCCGCCGCUGCGGCUGCCCAGCCGGCACUCGCCGGCUACGCCACCGUAGCUGGAUAUGCGCGCGAAUAUGCAGAUCCUUAUCUAGGACAUGGCAUUGGACCAGUUCCUGGAUACGGGGCAACCAUGUAUCGCGGUGGCUUCAAUCGUUUCACGCCAUAUUAAGAACAAUCUACGCCAGUCAGCCAAAUAAUGCACUUGAACUACUCUCGAUGAAAAUGCUCAAUAUAUGAACAAAGCAAAGCAAAUAAGUAACUAGACUUAAUACUCCUCCCUAUGUGCAGUAAGUAGAAGUUACAACCAAACCGAUAGAUGCAGGAUACUCAACACCCAACAGCAGCCAUGGCAACAAAAACAACAACAACAACAACAGACGCUCAAAGUCCUUGGAGAGUUGAAAAUCAAAGCUAAGCAACAAAGAAACAAAAAGAACAUAAACAAAUCAAUGUCGUCCAGUAAAAGCAAAAAGCUAAACCAAAAAGAAAAAUAUACGCCGCUAAACGCAGUUCUAUGGAGUUUAUAUAAGUAAACCACAGAAAACGUAAAAAAAAAAAUUAUUAACACAUAAAUUCGAAUUGCAAAAUUGUUUUGCAGAGGAUGAAAAGAAAAAUGUGCUUCAUGCGUAGAUUUUUACCAGAACAAAAGCUGAAACUUUGUGCGGCAGAUCAGAAUUUAUAUAUAUAUAUAUUACCAACAUGAUAUAUAGUUAUUAUAUAUAGACAUUGUAUUUGUAUAUCAAAGCAAACCAGGAAAAGAGCAAUGUUUUUAGGUACUUCUCAUGCUGAAACAUCAAAAAAAAAAAAAAAAAAAAAAACAAAUGUAAACCCUCGGUUGUUGAUUUUCAUAACUUCGUUGAACUAAGUUAGUCCUUAUAAUUUACAAAUUAUUCUAAAAUAUUAGCAUUGUAGGAUGUAGUAAGGAAAAGUAACAAUGCAGCCACACAUUAACAAAUGAAAUUGUACAUUAUUUGCGAUCUGCUAAAGCACAAAAAUAUAUAUUUAUACUUUAGAUUGAUAUCUCUAAUUCGAUUACCCAAAGAAUACUCAUUUCUGUAUUGUACUGUAUUGUCAACGAAUUUAAUUUUAAUGCAUUGCUUGGUUGUUCCUAAUAAUUUUAUAUUUUGGCAGCUAAAUCCACUCACACUCAGCUCACGACUCAAUUCGAAUUGCUCAAAAAAAUUGUAGCGCAUAGGUAAUGCAAAAGAUCAACACGUAGACAUAUCCUUGGAAUAUACAAUAAUAUUUACUUUAAAUGCCGCCAUAGCAGCAAAGCGAGAAAAAGAGAAGAAAAUGAACAAAAAAAUAUAUUAGUUUUUAAAGGUCAAGCUUCCAGUGACAAAAAGCCAUUGAUGAAUGAUGUGGAAAUCGAAUAAUAAGCAUUAAAAAUUACAAUUUUUAGCUCUUACUCCGUAGCACUUUUCUUGUGUGUUGUGUAAAAAAAAACAAAACCAAAAGUGAAAAUGCAAAAAAGAAACGUCGUUUCGAUGUUGUUCAUUUUCGGUCUAGACCGAAGCGAAACUUCCCUAAGCAAACUAAGAAUUUAUUUUAUACACACUCGAAUCUAAAUGCACACACAAAACGAAAAUGAAACCAAGAAACUUUUAACGUUGUGUAUUUUUCAAAUGUUAACGAUUAAAUGCUCAAUGGAAAACAACCAAAAACAAAAAGGACGUCGUUCUCUAUUUUGAUUCUUAGGCAGCUACUGUCGUCAAAUUUAUACUAGUUGUUUAUCAACCAAACUAUGCUAAAAAACAAAACCAAGCUACUAUUUAUUGUGUGUGUGUAAUCGUGCAAUUCUUUAGGUGUUCUUCGAAUUUCCUUGAAAUCCUAAUACCAAUUACUUGUAAAGAGGGAAGAAGAGAGGAAUGAAAACUUCAUCAACUCCAAAGAGCUUCAACUUUGAUGUUUUUUUUUUAUCUAAUCACUUAGCAACUGUCUCAGAUUGUACAUAUUUACGAUGACAUAUGGUAUUUUACCUUAUUCCUCUCAACGCACACACAAACAACACACGCACAGGCUAUUGACCUGAGAAAUCGAAGCAAUUUACGGCAUACUCAUAUUUGUACACUCAUUAGGGUGUAUCUACCUUUUGUUUGAUCCUCUCUCAUGAUCACGCAUCGAUAUAUUAUUUUUACGUUGACAUUUUUAAAGCCAAAGUUUAUAUUUUAAAUGAUUUUUAGUUAGGUAUUUAGUUUAUAUGCUGACGACAGACACAAAUGGAUAAGUAAACGAUUACGAACUAAAGGGAAAACAAUAAAGGAAAACAAAUCGAACCCAACAAUUGCCAAAUUAAACGUAGCUUUCAAGUGAAUUAUAAAAUAAAGACGUAAUUAAAUUUAAUGAAUUUUUCAAAUAGCGCAAAAAUAGUUUGCCAGAAAGCCUAGUAUACUUUUUGGCCCACCCCAAUCACACACCAGUAAAGAACACACUGAUUUUUGGGUUUGAUGAUGAGCAAAAAAGGAAGAGAUAAACCAUCUAGUUAUAAAGCAAACUUAAAUAUAAUACGGUACGGUAUAUACAUUUAAAUUAUGAACUCAACUUCCACCGCAAACUUUUAAAACAAACAAAAACAAAACUAAGGAAAACACAAUUUUUGUCUUAAGCAAUGCGUUGAGGAAAGUCAACCUACAAGUAAAUUAUAAAGCAAACGCAACUCAAUCAAACACUGCAGCUAUAUGAUAACAUACGAUAUAUGAUGUAUAUGAUAAAGUCUUCAUUUAACCCGAUCCAUUUUGUGACCCCCAACAAAAACCUGUAAUCUGUGUAGUCUAACCAUAAGCCAGCGCCAGCUUUUGUUUACUUUCACAUAGAUCAGAUGCCUAGGCGUCAUAUAAAGUAUAAAUAUAAAGUAUAUAAAUAUAUAUAUUAUAUGGAAACUCUAAUCUUUAAUGAUGUGCCAAAUUGUAAGUUGUACCAUUUGUUUUUAUGAGCAAAUGCAAAACACAAAUUGAAAUAAAAAUAUGAAUUAAAACAUAAAACAUUGAAAAUAGCAUUACAGUUUUCCUCCUCCCGGAAAUAUGCAAACAAAGCCUAUUUUGAUUUUUAAACAUUUAGAUGGUAAUGAUAAAAUAUUUUUUAACUUUAGCAUUGUGUAUAGGAACGGGCAAGGCUGCAAGAAAAAAUGGCCAAGCCGAGCGUUCUCAAGCGCUACCUUACAAAACAAAAUUGAUAAUAGAUCCGCAGAGACGAUAAACAAGUAUUAUAUUAGCAACAAUCGCAAAACAAAGCCCAACCAACAGCAAACACCAAACAAACUAAAGGUAAAUCCAGCUCAAAUUUAAUUUACUUCACAUACAUACCGAAUGGUAUUGAAUGCGAAAUUUCAAUAACAAACAUACACAAAUUCCGAAACGUAUUGGUUUAUAUCAAUUUUCAAUUUGUAAGGUUGUGACAAAUUGUAAACAAACAUAGAAAACUAAAAAGAAAGAAACGUGAAACAAAUCCAUGGAAAAUUGUAAUAUUGUUUGUGAAUGGCAAAUAAAAUAGCAAGCAAGUGGAAAACCUUUGAGAUUCAUACAAAAUACAUUUGAGAAGAACGCCAGAGGAAAAGAGCGAGAAAUGCAAUAAAAAUAACUUUAAAAAAUGCAAAACAA